AUGAGUACUGACCCUCUUUCUUUUCAGCAAUGGGCAACUUUUGCCAGAGCCUGGUACCUCCUCGAUGCGAAGAUGCAGCCCCCAGGAAAGAUAGCAGCUGCCACUGUCAUCAGACUCGAAGGCAGACAUAAACCUAUUUAUCAUGCACUAAAUGACUGUGGCGAUCAUGUUGUCAUAAUAAAUACAAGACAUAUUGCCUUCUCUGGUAACAAAUGGGAACAGAAAGUAUAUUCUUCACAUACUGGUUAUCCUGGUGGUUUCAAACAAGUGACAGCAACUCAGCUCCAUUUGAAGGAUCCAACUGCUAUUGUUAAACUGGCUGUUUAUAGAAUGCUUCCAAAGAACCUUCAGAGAAGAACUCUGAUGCAGAGGCUACACCUGUUCCCUGAAGAUGUUAUUCCAGAAGAUAUAGAGAAGAACCUUCUACAGGAGAUUCCUCAGCCACGAGCAGUCCCCAAGAGGUUAGAUGAGUAUACACCAGAGGAAAUUGCUGCCUUUCCGAAGGUUUGGACUCCACCUAAAGAUUUUCGAAGGAAGUAAUGACAAGAAAAGAAGUGCCAUCAGAAGUGUCUCUCGUCCUUCAGAGAAAAUUCAUCUAAUAUGGAAGCAUCUGUGCAGCUCAAUCAACCCUUCUAUGUUAAAUGUUUCUGACAGCUGUUAGCAAACUUGACUUGGCAAGAUUAAAUAAAUUACUGUAUUUGAAAUAGCUAAGAAUAGGUAUUAUCUUGUUAAUACCAUCUGUACUCUGCAU
Molecule: messenger RNA, 751 nt
Organism: Ficedula albicollis (Collared flycatcher)
Lineage: Eukaryota; Metazoa; Chordata; Aves; Passeriformes; Muscicapidae
Gene: MRPL13
Product: mitochondrial ribosomal protein L13
Exons: 7
Coding region: 1-540 (179 amino acids)
Biological process (GO): negative regulation of translation; translation
Cellular component (GO): mitochondrial large ribosomal subunit; ribosome
Molecular function (GO): structural constituent of ribosome; mRNA binding
Source: RefSeq, a predicted model, not a curated record